AAACCCAUGUACUGAAAAUAUCCCAUGGGUGGGUUUCUCUCUUCCGUGAUAGGCGGCGAGGCGGCGGCGGCGGCGGCCGAAUCAUCAUCCGAACCAUCGCGUGUCUCGGUCUACCACUCGUCGCAGCGCUGGAAGCUCCAUUUCCAAUCAAUCAAGGAAUCGAACAAACUGGUGGUUGUUGACUUCUCGGCCUCAUGGUGCGGUCCUUGCAAGUUCAUAUUUCCAGCCGUAGAGGCGAUGUCCAGUAAAUAUACCGACGUCGAGUUUGCCAAAUUAGACGUGGAUGAGGUCCCCGAUGUGGCGCGUGAGUUUGAAGUGCAGGGAAUGCCAACAUUCGUGCUGCUGAAGCAAGGGAAGGAAGUUGAUCGAGUGGUUGGAGCCAAUAAGGACGAACUCGAGAAGAAAAUCUGCAAGCACAGGGAAGUUCCUAAAUUUGCUGCCUAAUUAAUACUACUAUCUAUCUUUCUUUCUUUCUUUACCUGCAACUGGAAAUAUUGCUUCUCUUGUUGUGUUGGCCAUCAUCUAUAUAUGCACUGCACGCACCAACAAAGAGACUGAAAUAAGUUGAAACCUGCUUUAAUUCGGAGAUGUUGGGAAACUGAAAUUACUUGUUGCCAUCUCUACCUAUGAUUGAAAUCUCAAUGUUGAUUAGAAGGUGUUCCAUACUUUCCAUA
Messenger RNA from Andrographis paniculata, 674 nucleotides. RefSeq names its product thioredoxin H2. The record is from RefSeq and is a predicted model, not a curated record. The transcript has 3 exons. Bases 25 to 444 code for a protein of 139 amino acids. Gene Ontology annotation, molecular function: protein-disulfide reductase activity. NCBI's taxonomy places the organism in Eukaryota, Viridiplantae, Streptophyta, Magnoliopsida, Lamiales, Acanthaceae.